UUUGUAAACAAACAACUCGGUUUGAAUUUCGGCGUUCUCAGGUGCUCAAUUAAUAAAUCGAAAUGCCUCCCAAACGGAGGAGCGUAAAGACCAAAUCUAAGGACGAGGAAGAGCCUACAGAAAUGAUUUUGCCUGAUGGAGAAACGGAGGCCGAGGCCGAAGCCGAAGUGGCGGCCGCCGUAGACCAUUUGCUGUUCACGCCGGAGAAGGAAGCAGUGGAGGAAGUGGCUUCGUCUGCUCAGCCGGUAUCGAUGGCGAGUCUGUCGAUGGCCCGUUCUCGGCUCACCACCCUGCUUAGCAAGAUUCACCGCGAGGAAGCGGACCACGAGACUGCCAGGAGCAGUCCCCUCGCCGACAUUCACGCCGGGGACGACGCUGAUGGACGCGAUUCGCCUAGCUUCAAGAUAAAGAGCGAAUCUGUGGCCGUGCCGAGCAAGAAGCGGCGACGGCGCGAGGUGCUGGAAACCGGAGGGCCGCACCAUUCGUACGUGAUGAAGCUGUUCGACCGCAGCGUCGACCUGGCGCAGUUCAACGAGAAAACCGCCCUCUACCCCGUUUGCAGAGCCUGGAUGGCCAACAGGCCCAGACACGUUCCCAAGCCAAUUCCGCCAGACAGCGAUGAAGAGUAUGAUUAUCUCGAGUUGGGCAGUGAAGAGUUGGGAAGCAUUGUCCGCAAAAUGCCACCCGCUGAAGCCAAGACAGAGGCGCACAACCGUGUUCCCCACAAGCUGCCGGUCAAAUCGAAUAAUGACACAAUUGUCAAGCAGCUUCUUGACACUUGCCUUCAGGAGGACUGCGACGAAUCCCUCCUCGAGGAGCACAAACAGCACUGGCGCCAAGUAAAGAGAGACUGGGUGCAGGCGGCAUUUAACAACGAGACGCGUUACGGCAAGAGCAUCAAGAUGAUCGAAGACAUUUACAAGCGCGCCCAGGAGCUGUACUCUUAAUUCUAAAAAUAAAUGUAAAUUCGUGUGUAAAAUAAAAUUAAAAGAAAAGACUUUGGUACUAAA
This is a messenger RNA of Cloeon dipterum, 1010 nucleotides long. RefSeq names its product Myb-interacting protein 40 (gene mip40). NCBI's taxonomy places the organism in Eukaryota, Metazoa, Arthropoda, Insecta, Ephemeroptera, Baetidae. The coding region runs from base 63 to 947 and encodes 294 amino acids. Gene Ontology annotation, cellular component: Myb complex; transcription repressor complex. The transcript has 7 exons. The record is from RefSeq and is a predicted model, not a curated record. Gene Ontology annotation, biological process: negative regulation of transcription by RNA polymerase II.